GAGCUCUGCAGACGACACUCUCAUUCCCAACCAUCCCAUUUCUCUAUUUAUGACUCUUUCUCUCUUUUUCUUCUCCUCUCAUUGAUUUUUGGACUGGAAUCCCCUAAACGACGCGUUUCGGUCACCCAGGAAUUCCCCCAAACGACGCGUUUUGAUCGGCCCCAGGGUUCAAUUGCUGUCCCUCAGUCCAUCCCGGAUGAAUUGAUCGAUUGAUUUGGGGCCGGGAAGGAGGUGGGGCGCAGCUGCUUUCUUCUUCUUCUUUUCUUCUGUUUCUUGGAGUUGUUGAUUUGGUAAAAGGUUCUCGGCACGACGCGUUUUGGACAGGGUCGUGGUGAGCGUGGGGUUCUGAAAUAGUGGAUCGGUUUGGGGGUUUUGGUGGGAUGAGUAAUUUGAAGAACAGCGACAAGGGGUUUUGUUUUGGUUCUAAUGCGACUCUCUGUAUUGACUUUUCCGCAAUCGGUUCGUGGGUUUGAUGAUUUUAGGGGUGUUUAGGGUUUUUCUAGGAUGAAUAAUCGGUCCUGAUUUGGAGGACUUGGACGGGGAUUUGUGAGAUUUUGGAUGACCCAUUUGUGUUUUCUCAAAUGGGUUUCUUCUGUUCUUAAGGAUUAAGUAAUUUGAGAUUAGGGUUUUGUUGGUUGAUUCUUGGUGGUGUAGGGUUAAGGCAUUAGUGCAAAUGGAAGCUCCCGGUGGAAAUUACAGGGGGUCUUCGGAGAUAGGGAAUGGUAAUUCGAGAAGAUACGGUAUGCAGCUAUCGGCUUCGAAUAUCAUACAGGCGCCGUUGUCGGCGUUGUUGGAGUAUUCAGGUCUGCUGCGUGGCCGCUCAAGCCAUCAAGAAACGGAGAGUUUCAUCAAUGGAAGUGGUUUUCGGGAUCGGGUAGAGGAGUCAGCGCCAGUGAGCAAUGGUGGGGAGGUGUCAAUUAGGAUAAUUGGUGCAGGCGAGCAAGAAAAUGAGAGGGUGGGGGCCGGAUUGGCAUCAUUGGCGGUUGGUCCAGUGCGGGAUAAUGAGGCUUCUGUACAGCAGAUUGCGGGGCAGGGGUCGGGGACAGUGACAUUGGAGGGUCAUGGUCAGGUUCAGGGGGAGUCUAGGGCGGGAGAGGGCAUCUCUCAAUCGGGAAAUGGGAAUGGGGAUGGGGAAGCUGCUGAUGGGGCUGGGGCCAAUGGGAGGGAUUCGUCUUAUCAGAGAUACGAUAUUCAGCAGGCUGCCAGGUGGAUUGAGCAGGUGCUUCCUUUCACUUUGCUGCUGUUGGUGGUUUUCAUCCGGCAACAUUUGCAAGGAUUCUUUGUUACUAUUUGGAUAUCCGCUGUAAUGUUCAAGUCCAAUGAAAUUCUUCGGAAGCAAACAGCAUUGAAGGGAGAGAGGAAAAUAGCUGUUCUGGUUGGGAUCUCUCUUGUGUUCACACUUCAUGUUGCUGGUGUUUACUGGUGGUAUCAUAAUGGUGAUCUUUUAUAUCCUUUGAUCAUGCUGCCUCCAAAAGCUAUUCCACCUUUCUGGCAUGCUAUUUUCAUCAUCAUGGUGAAUGAUACUUUGGUGAGGCAGGCAGCAAUGGUUUUCAAGUGUAUUCUAUUGAUGUACUACAAGAACAGCAGAGGCAGAAAUUAUCGUAAACAGGGUCAACUGCUAACUUUGGUUGAAUAUACAUUACUGUUGUAUCGUGCCUUGUUGCCAGCACCUGUCUGGUAUCGUUUUUUCUUGAACAAAGAAUAUGGGAGCCUAUUUUCAUCACUAAUGACAGGGUUGUAUUUAACUUUCAAGCUCACCUCUGUUGUUGAGAAGGUCCAGUCUUUCUUUGCUGCAUUGAAGGCAUUGUCACGGAAAGAGGUUCAUUAUGGAGCUUAUGCUACGUCAGAGCAGGUCAAUGCAGCUGGGGAUCUGUGUGCUAUUUGCCAGGAGAAGAUGCAUGCUCCAAUCUUACUUCGUUGUAAACACAUCUUUUGUGAAGACUGUGUAUCUGAGUGGUUUGAGAGGGAAAGGACGUGCCCGUUGUGCAGGGCUUUGGUCAAGCCUGCAGAUCUAAGAUCAUAUGGCGAUGGAUCAACUAGUCUCUUUUUCCAGCUAUUCUAAGAAUCAGUUGCUGCAAAAACCAUGCAUGCAGUUUUUCCACUUUGAAGAAGAAGCUCUAAAUCCUCAUUGGAGAGGACGGGAACCUACCUACCUCUCAUGGUCUCAUCCACAGGUAAAACUUGAACUGUAUUUUUGUCACCCUCUCUUGUUCAUGGGGCUGCUGCUAGAAAUCACACCUGAAGUGCGUGGAUAACAUACUGGUUUCACCAUCUGUUCAUAGCUUGUAUUGAAAAAUGUUGAAUGUAAUCCCAAUGGAAUGUAUGUAAUGGGUCAUUUAAGUUACAGACAGAGUUGAUCUUAAGCUCUAACCCUAUACACAACUGUUCAUUUAUCGGAAAUGAAAGUUAUUUUUUUUCCUCUCAAA
Molecule: messenger RNA, 2426 nt
Organism: Vitis riparia (riverbank grape)
Lineage: Eukaryota; Viridiplantae; Streptophyta; Magnoliopsida; Vitales; Vitaceae
Product: RING finger and transmembrane domain-containing protein 2
Exons: 8
Coding region: 674-2062 (462 amino acids)
Biological process (GO): positive regulation of ERAD pathway
Molecular function (GO): ubiquitin protein ligase activity
Source: RefSeq, a predicted model, not a curated record